UUGACUCGGACCGAGAACCCGGGUGGAUGACAUUCACUCGGCGGCUAUGGGUUCACCAAAAUUGCACUCGCGUCGGUGUGAGUCCGGGUCCGGGUCCGAACUUUAGCGUUCGUCUCUGUCUCUUCCCAUCACUAUAGAAAGCCAGCAUCUGCACAUCAUUGUUCAGCUGAGCAAAUUUGAUUUUCUCUUCUUCUUUUGGGUAUUUUGAACAGAGAAAUCACCUCCUCUUUUAACCCCCCAAGCGGAGAAAUCCCCAUUUUUAUGAUCUUCUGUGUACCCAUGAAGCUAAAGAGAAGCAACAUGGGUUUCGAGAUUGGACAUGUUCCCUCCAACCGCGAUGGGUGGGGGCCGCCUGAGGGCCCUGUUGUACUUGAAAAUCAGCUUCAGAACGUGCCAUAUGCCCCCUACUCCAAGUCUGAGAAGCUCGGCCGCAUUGCAGAUUGGAGCCGCAACUACUCUGCCCACCCCUCGGCUCGCGACUCCUCUGCGGUAUUUGAUUUCUCCCUUGAUGAUGCAGACGACGAAUCCUUUCGUCUUGUUGAUGGGAAGCCCCCGCCGCGACCCAAGUUUGGACCCAAGUGGCGAUUCCAUCAAAAUCCCCACCGCCACCUCCCUCAGCGUAAGGAUGAGGAGGUUGAGGCCCGAAGGCGUGAGGCCGAGAAGAAGAUGCUGAGAAGAGAUCGGCUUUUCAAUCAAAAUCGUGCCAAUGCUCAGAGGAGGGACGCGGCCUCAUUCAAGAGUUCCGUGGAUAUACAGCCGGAGUGGACGAUGCUUGAUCAGAUACCGUUCUCGACUUUCUCGAAGCUAGCAUUCUCAGUGCCUGACCCUCCGGAGGACUUAUUAAUGUGUGGGGCGCUCGAGUUUUACGACCGGUCUUAUGAUCGUAUCAACCUGAAGAAUGAGCAUCGUCUUGAGCGAUUCAAGACCCGCAACUUCUUCAAGGUCACCACCACAGAUGACCCGGUAAUCCGCCGCCUGGCCAAUGAGGACCAUGCCACUGUAUUUGCCACUGACGCCAUCCUUGCGACCCUAAUGUGUGCACCGCGCUCUGUCUAUUCAUGGGACAUUGUUGUGCAGCGUGUUGGCAACAAGCUUUUCUUUGACAAGCGGGAUGGCUCCCAGCUUGACCUCCUCUCUGUCAAUGAGACCUCCCAAGAGCCCCUCCCUGAGGCCAAGGAGGACAUCAAUUCCGCCCAUUCUCUCAGUGUUGAGGCAGCAUAUAUUAACCAAAACUUCUCUCAACAAGUCCUUACUCGCGAUGGCAAUAAGCUCACAUUUGAGGAGCCGAACCCAUUUGCCUCUGAGGGAGAUGAGGUCGCUUCUGUGGCCUACCGCUACCGACGAUGGAAGCUCGACAAUGAGACCUCGCUCAUUGCUCGGUGUGAGGUCCACAGUGUCAUUGAUGCUAGGGGACAACGCUCUUUUCUCACCCUGAAUGCAUUGAAUGAAUUCGAUCCCAAGUACUCUGGGGUUGACUGGCGCCAAAAGCUUGAGACUCAAAAAGGGGCAGUGCUUGCCACCGAGCUCAAGAACAACACCAACAAACUCGCCAAGUGGACUGUUCAGGCACUAUUGGCUAGUGCUGAUGUUAUGAAGCUAGGUUAUGUCUCGAGGCUCCACCCUCGUGACCACUUUAAGCAUGUGAUAUUGAGCGUGCAAGGCUACAAGCCGAGGGAGUUUGCAUCUCAGAUCAAUUUGAACACAUCAAAUAUGUGGGGUAUUGUGAAAUCAAUUGUCGACUUGUGUAUGAAGUUGAAUGAGGGGAAGUAUAUCUUGGUGAAGGACCCCUCAAAGCCACAAGUGAGGAUUUAUGAAGUUCCCAUGGAUGCCUUUGAGAACGAUUAUGUGGAGGAACCACUACCUGAGGAGGAGCAGUUGCAGCCACCGACUGAGGAGGAAGCUGCUGACUCUGCUACGGCUGCUGCUCCUGUUAGCAAGGAUGAUGAGGAGAAGGAUGUGGAUGCUGAUGUUUAGAGUUUUGAUUUGGCCUAUUUCAUUUUUCUAGUUAGUGCUCUAGUAUUGUUGGUUUUGUGUCUUUGUGGUUCACUAUCAACCUGCCCUUACAAAAACUGUGAGGAUCGAAACUUUGGUACUGGUAUAUGUAGUAUUUUCCUGAGAGCAGCAUGGGUGUCUCUUCCGGUAGAGAUGUAUAUAUGAUAAUGCUGGAGAGAUUGUAAUGCUGGGGGAUAAAAGUUCAUUUAUAGUUGUCUAUAACUUGUGAUUGCCUC
This is a messenger RNA of Amborella trichopoda, 2228 nucleotides long. RefSeq names its product eukaryotic translation initiation factor 3 subunit D. Gene Ontology annotation, molecular function: translation initiation factor activity. Gene Ontology annotation, cellular component: cytoplasm; eukaryotic translation initiation factor 3 complex. The record is from RefSeq and is a predicted model, not a curated record. NCBI's taxonomy places the organism in Eukaryota, Viridiplantae, Streptophyta, Magnoliopsida, Amborellales, Amborellaceae. Gene Ontology annotation, biological process: translational initiation.